Messenger RNA from Clupea harengus (Atlantic herring), 1488 nucleotides. RefSeq names its product major histocompatibility complex class I-related gene protein-like. The record is from RefSeq and is a predicted model, not a curated record. Gene Ontology annotation, cellular component: external side of plasma membrane. The transcript is spliced from 6 exons. NCBI's taxonomy places the organism in Eukaryota, Metazoa, Chordata, Actinopteri, Clupeiformes, Clupeidae. Gene Ontology annotation, biological process: immune response. The coding region runs from base 1 to 1488 and encodes 495 amino acids.
AUGUCCAGGCAGGCUUACCCCGACUGUGGGCACGCCAAAGACAAGGGUGACCACCACCGCCGUGGCGUGGUCUGCCUUGGCAGGACCCACGCGGAGGCGGCACUCAGUGGCGACGACCCGGCCUGCGACAUCUGCGCUGGAAUGACGCUAGCGCGGGCCACCAAGCGUCUAGCGUAUUGGGAAUGCUCAGACGCCAGGAAGGCGACGCCAGCACCGUCGGGGGAGAUUCCCCCUGUAGGGCUGCGUGUUCCUUCGGCCCCGGGCAGCGUGGUGUCAGGCAACCGCUUUGUAGAUACAGCCACACCCGCUAGCCUCUCCCCGUCACCCUCACCCGCACGCCUGGUGGCCGCGGACCACGAGACGGUGGAGCUACCCCCUGGGUACGAAAACCAGCCUGUGUCAGAGCUGGACUUCAGCCUAGACAACGAGAGUCUGCUCGACUUCUCGGACGAGGAGGAGAUGCAGCUGGAAGUGGAUGUGAAGCAAAUUGACUAUGAGCAGGUUAGUUCCCGACCUAUUCAACUCAAAGCCCAGCCUGGCAGGCUACACGGAGAGUUGGCGCGCAUGUGCUGCUUCGCCAUGGGAGACACCCCGUUUCCACAGUUCAGUUCGGUGGUGAUGCUGGAUGACAUCCAGGUGGCCUACUAUGAUUCAAAUGAGAACAACCUGAUCUACAGACAAUUUAAGUCAGAACAUGAAGAUGAAGAGCAAAAAGAUGCAAGCUUUAUGUUUGAACACAUACAAAGCACCAUGAAAGAAUUAUUCUAUGCACACCAGUUCAACCGUACACAUGGAGUACAUACUCUGCAGAGAUUGGCUGGUUGUGAGCUACUUGAUGAUGACACCCCUGGUCCACUCCGACUAUUCAAUGCGUUCAACGGAGUGAAAGACUCAGUGUUGCAAUUCAAUGUGAAACAGAAGACUCUUCAGGCUGAAGGUGUCUGGCAGAUAGAGUGGAGCCAAAGCACACAAGAAUAUAAUGAGUGGAUGUUCACACAUUUUUACAGCCCAAUCUGCAUUAAAGUCCUGAAGAACUGCCUCCACAUGAAGAAAAAUCAUGUGAUGAGAAAAGUGAAGCCCAGAGUCAGGCUCCUCCAGAAGACACUCCCAGACUCUGGAGGGGCCAAAGUGACCUGCCUGGCCACUGGUGUCUACCCCCGUCACAUCAACCUGACCCUGCUCAGAGACGGACAACCUGUGUCUGACCACCAGAUCACUGGGGGGGAGCUGCUACCUAAUGGAGAUGGAACUUACCAGAUGAGGAAGAGCCUGGAGGUCAGCGCAGAGGAACUAGGAGUGAAACACCUUUACUCCUGUACAGUCGAACACCUCAGCCUGGACAACAAGCUAGAUGUCAAACCAGAUCUUGAUCCAGGUGUAGGCACUGUGUCUAUAGUGAUUCCUGUUGUAGUGCUUGGAGUUGCACUUCUGUGUAUGGUUGGAGCUGUGGUCUUCAUGCGCCGUAGAAGACGCAGCUCCACCCUCUGA